GUUUCCCCAGGUUUCCCAGGCUCAUCAAUCUGCUCUUGAUCUAAACUUUCAAUGGCGUCCAGGAGAGUUAUUUCUCGACUAAUCAAUGCCUCUCAGCAUACCGCAUGUCCUUGCCAUGGAUGUGCCAGUCAUUCUCAUCAUCAGCAAUUAGCUGCCGUCAGUCAAGUUCGGUCUAUGGCCACGCCUGUUCAAACGGUUCAGAAGGAAUAUGCAUUCGAGGUGUCUGGUUCUAAUCUGAGAUUUGGUGACGGUGUCACUGCAGAGGUGGGAAUGGACCUGAAGAACAUGAAGGCACGGAAGAUCGGGGUCUUCACAGAUCCAACAGUGGCAAAACUGAAACCCAUGGAGACGGCUCUUCGUUCGUUACAAUCACAAGAGGACCUCCCAUUUGAAGUAUACGACCAAGUUCUAGCCGAACCGACUGAAGAUAGCUGGAAGAAGGCCAUCUCAUGGGCAAGGGAACAUGACUUCAGUCACUUCUUGGCUGUCGGUGGUGGAAGUGUCAUAGAUACUGCUAAAGCAGCCAAUCUCUUUACUGUUUACAAAGAUGCAGACCUGAUGGACUAUAUCAAUGCACCGAUUGGAAAAGGCCUUCCAGUUCAACAUACUCUUCGUCCUCUCAUUGCUGUUCCCACCACAGCUGGAACUGGCUCCGAGACUACUGGUGCAGCUAUCGUCGACAUAACAUCCCGUUCCUUCAAGACUGGAAUCGCAAGUCGCGCUCUCAAACCGGUUCUUGGGAUUGUGGACACCCAAAAUACUGAAUCCUGCCCGACUGCAGUACAUAUAAGUGCUGGACUCGACGUUCUUUUCCACAGUAUGGAAAGUUACACUGCUAUUCCAUAUACCGAACGUACCCCUCGGCCCGCAAACCCAAUUAACCGACCAACAUACCAAGGAAGCAAUCCGGUCGCUGACAUUUUCUCGUUGUGGGCAUUACAAACUACCGUGAAAUACCUUCCGCGCAUAGCCAAAAAUCGAGAUGAUGAAGAAGCUAGGAAACAGAUGCUUCUAGCAGCCUCAUUUGCCGGUAUAGGGUUCGGAAACGCGGGUGUCCAUCUCUGCCACGGAAUGAGUUAUCCCAUCUCUGGAUUGAACAAGCAAGGACCCAAGUAUAAACACGCUGGAUAUGAAGUUGACCACCCCAUAAUCCCGCACGGUGUCAGUGUUGCAUUGACUGGUCCAGCAGUCUUCCAAUUCACCUCCCCUUCUUCUCCCGAUCGACAUCGACAAGCACUAGCCAUUUUCACCAAUACCACCAUCUCCGACCCAAGCAUUUCCCGCAUACCCGAUUCAGAAAUCGGUGCUUACCUCUUUGAGGCUAUCGCGCGUUUCUUAGAUGGUCUGGGUGUCCCUCGUGGAUUGAAAGCUGUCGGGUACGAGAACAAAGAUAUAGAAAUGCUCGUUGAGGGUACUAUUCCUCAGCGACGUGUUCUGGAUCUGGCACCGGGGAUCGGAGAUUUUGUAGGUGAAGACGGAAGGCACCAUUUGAGGAGAAUGAUCGAAAGUUCGAUGGAGUAUUGAGAGAGUAUGAGGGAACAGUUUGCGACUCAAACGGCGAUUUACAAAAACGUACUAAAUCGUAUAUGUAUGUACAUUAACACCGUGUAUCUAUUUAAGCAAUUGUGGCUUUUGGAUUAAA
Lentinula edodes (shiitake mushroom) is the source of this 1642-nucleotide messenger RNA. Its product is annotated as alcohol dehydrogenase. NCBI's taxonomy places the organism in Eukaryota, Fungi, Basidiomycota, Agaricomycetes, Agaricales, Omphalotaceae. The coding region runs from base 52 to 1524 and encodes 490 amino acids. The record is from RefSeq and is a predicted model, not a curated record. The transcript has 12 exons. Gene Ontology annotation, molecular function: alcohol dehydrogenase (NAD+) activity; metal ion binding. Gene Ontology annotation, cellular component: mitochondrion.